Messenger RNA from Pseudopipra pipra, 5742 nucleotides. RefSeq names its product protocadherin Fat 4-like. The record is from RefSeq and is a predicted model, not a curated record. The transcript has a single exon. Gene Ontology annotation, molecular function: calcium ion binding. Gene Ontology annotation, cellular component: plasma membrane. The coding region runs from base 25 to 5385 and encodes 1786 amino acids. Lineage: Eukaryota; Metazoa; Chordata; Aves; Passeriformes; Pipridae. Gene Ontology annotation, biological process: homophilic cell-cell adhesion.
GGGGCGCUGCGCCCCCGGGUCGCCAUGGGCCGCCCCGCCGCCGCCGCCCGCGGGGCUCCGCCGCCGCUGCUGCUGUCGCUGCUGCUGUCGCUGCUGCCGCCGCUGGGGAGCGCCGCCGCCGAGCCGCGCCAGGUGUUCCAGGUGCUGGAGGAGCAGCCGCCCGGCACCUGGGUGGGCACCAUCGCCACCCGGCCCGGCUUCACCUACCGCCUGAGCGAGCACCACGACCUGUUCGCCAUCAACGCCACCUCGGGCGCCCUGCACACCCGCGCCACCAUCGACCGCGAGAGCCUGGCCAGCGACGUGGUGGACCUGGUGGUGCUCUCCAGCCAGCCCACCUACCCCAGCGAGGUGCGCGUCCUGGUGCUCGACCUCAAUGACAACGCGCCCGUCUUCCCCGACCCGUCCAUCGUGGUGACUUUCAAGGAGGACACGGGCAGCGGGCGCCAGCUUAUCCUGGACACAGCCACCGAUGCCGACAGUGGCACCAAUGGUGUAGACCACGGCUCCUAUCGGAUUGUGGCCGGCAAUGAGGAGGGCCGCUUCCGCCUCAACAUCACCCUCAACCCCAGCGGUGAAGGAGCUUUCUUGCACCUGGUUUCCCGUGGAGGGCUGGACCGGGAGGCCACCCCCACCUACCAGCUGUUGGUGCAGGUGGAGGACAAGGGGGAGCCCCGUCGGCGAGGGUACCUGCAGGUCAACGUCACUGUCCAGGACAUCAAUGACAACCCCCCCAUCUUCAGCCAGACGCUUUACCAGGCACGAGUGCCUGAGGAUGCACCUGUUGGGGCCAGUGUUCUCCAGGUCACUGCAGCUGAUGCUGAUGAAGGCACCAAUGCUGACAUUCGCUACCGCCUGGAAGGAGGUGAUGGCAGUGGCAGUGGUGGUGGGGAUGGGGCUGGCAGCCUCCCGUUUGAGGUGGACCCUGAGAGCGGAGUGAUCCGCAUCCGUGAGCGCUUGGACUAUGAGGUGCGACAGGAGUACUCACUGACAGUCCAGGCCAUGGACCGAGGGGUGCCGGCGCUGAGCGGCCGGGCCGAGGCCCUCAUCCGCCUGCUCGAUGUCAAUGACAACGAGCCCAGGGUGAAGUUCCGCUACUUCCCGGCCACGUCCCGGUUUGCCUCUGUGGAUGAGAAUGCGGCCCCUGGCACUGUGGUGGCCCUGCUGACGGUGAGCGAUGCCGACUCCCCCGCAGCCAACGGGAACAUCUCAGUGUCGAUCCUGGCGGGAAAUGAGCAGCGGCACUUUGAGGUGCACAGCAGUAAGGUACCCAACCUCAGCCUUAUAAAGGUAGCAGCUGCAUUGGACCGGGAACGCAUCCCAGCCUAUAACCUUACCGUGGCAGUGGCGGAUAACUAUGGGGCCCCACCGCCACCUCCAGGGUCUCCCACUUCUGGCUUUUCUCCUGACGGGGCCGUGGCAGCUCCCGUGAGCCGCUCCUCAGUAGCCAGCCUGGUGAUCUUUGUGAAUGACAUUAAUGACCACCCACCUGUCUUUGGGCAGUCAGUCUACAGGGUGAACAUCAGUGAGGAGGUACCCCUGGGCAGUUACGUGCGGGGCCUGAGUGCCACGGACCGUGACUCGGGCCUCAAUGCCAACCUCAAAUACAGCAUCGUCUCGGGCAAUGAGCUCGGCUGGUUUCGCAUCAGUGAGCACAGCGGGCUGGUCACCACAGCUGGCCCCGAGGGCAGCAGUGCCGGACAUGCUGCAGGCACAUCCAUCUCCAGCAGGCUGGACCGGGAGACUGCUUCUCAGGUGGUGCUUAACAUCAGUGCCCGUGACCAGGGCGUGCAGCCCAAGUUCUCCUAUGCACAGCUCGUGGUGACCAUCCUGGAUGUCAAUGACAACAAACCUCGCUUCAGUCAACCCGAGGGCUACCAGGUGUCCCUGGCUGAAAACUCCCCAUCAGGAACUGAGCUCCUUGUCCUGAGUGCUGCUGAUGGGGACCUGGGGGACAAUGGGACUGUCCGCUUCUCCCUGCAGGAAGCUGAACCAGCACUGGUAGCAGUUGGCCCCUCAUCUGUGACCCCUCGCCAGAUUUUUCGCUUGGAUCCUGUUUCUGGCAAACUCAGCACCAUCUCGCAGCUGGACCGGGAGGAGCAGUCUUACUUCUCUCUGCAGGUCUUGGCCACUGAUUUAGGCACUCCUCCCCUUUCUUCAAUAGCCCGAGUUAAUGUGACUGUCCUGGAUGUGAAUGACAAUAGCCCCGUGUUUUACCCCGUUCAAUAUUUUGCCCAUAUCCAAGAGAACGAACCAGCUGGAACAUACGUGACCACGGUGUCUGCCACAGAUCCUGAUCUGGGACCCAAUGGGACAGUCAGCUACAGUAUCUCAGCUGGAGAUAGCUCCAGGUUUCAGGUCCAUGGCCAGACAGGGGUCAUCACAACAAAAAUAGCCCUUGACAGGGAGGAAAAAACUGCUUACCAGCUGCAGAUCGUGGCCACUGACGGUGGCCAUCUUCAGUCGCAGAACCAAGCCAUUGUCACCAUCACUGUCUUGGACACCCAGGACAACCCACCUGUUUUCAGCCAGGGCAUGUACAGUUUUGUUGUCUUUGAAAAUGUUGCCCUGGGUUACCACGUAGGUACUGUUUUUGCUUCCACCAUGGACCUCAACACCAACAUCAGUUACCUUAUUACGACAGGUGACCAAAGGGGCAUGUUUGCCAUCAACAGAGCGACGGGGCAGAUCACCACAGCCAGUAUUAUUGACAGGGAGGAGCAAGCAUUUUACCAGCUGAAGGUGGUUGCUAGUGGUGGGGCGAUAACUGGCGAUGCUGUGGUCAAUAUAACUGUCAAAGAUUUAAAUGACAAUUCCCCACACUUCAUUCAUGCUGUGGAAAGUGUAAAUGUGGUUGAGAACUGGAAAGCUGGGCAUACCAUAUUCCAGGCCAAAGCUCUUGAUCCUGAUGAAGGUGUUAACGGCGUGGUCCUUUACAGCCUUAAGCAAAACCCAAAGGGCUUGUUUUCAAUCAAUGAACAAACUGGUGCCAUAAGCUUAACAGGGCCACUUGACAUAAAUGCUGGGUCUUACCAAGUUGAAAUCCUGGCCUCGGAUAUGGGGGUGCCGCAGCUGUCCUCUAACUUUAUCCUGACUGUCUCUGUCCAUGAUGUAAAUGAUAACCCGCCUGUGUUUGACCAGCUUUCCUAUGAAAUUACCAUUUUGGAGUCAGAGCCUGUGAAUUCCAGGUUCUUUAAGGUACAGGCUUCCGACAAAGACUCGGGAGUGAACGGUGAAAUAGCUUACAGUAUAAUUGAAGGAAAUGCUGGGGAUGCCUUUGGCAUAUUCCCAGAUGGUCAGCUGUAUAUAAAAAGUGAACUGGACCGUGAACUUCAGGAAAGAUAUAUUUUACUGGUUGUUGCCUCUGAUAGAGCAGUAGAACCACUCAAUGCUACUGUGAAUGUUACUGUGAUUCUGGAGGAUGUAAAUGAUAACAGGCCCCUGUUCAACAGUACUAACUAUGUGUUUUAUUUUGAAGAGGAGCAGAGAGGUGGAUCAUAUGUAGGUAAAAUAAAUGCUGUAGAUAAAGACUUCGGGCCAAAUGGUGAGGUCAGGUAUUCCUUUGAGCAUUUGCAGCCAGAUUUUGAGCUGAACACAGUAACUGGGGAAAUUAGAAGCACUCAUCAGUUUGACAGAGAAGCUCUUAUGAGACAGAGGGGAGCUGCAGUAUUUAGUCUUACAGUAAUAGCCACAGAUCAGGGGUUGCCAAAGCCUCUAAAGGAUCAGGCAACUGUACAGAUCUACAUGAAAGACAUCAAUGAUAAUGCCCCCAAAUUUUUGAAAGAUCUCUACCAAGCUACUAUAUCAGAAUUGGCAGCAAAUCUGACACAGGUGCUGAGAGUUUCUGCCUCAGAUGUUGAUGAAGGGGUUAAUGGAUUGAUUCACUACUCUGUAAUCAAGGGAAAUGAAGAAAAUCAGUUUGCAAUAGAUAGUAGCACAGGCCAAGUGACCUUAGUAGGCAAACUAGAUCAUGAGGCUACUGCGUCAUAUUCCCUUGUCAUCCAAGCAGUAGACUCUGGAGAGGUUUCCCUGAGUUCAACUUGCAUGUUGAGCAUUGAUGUAUUGGAUGAAAAUGACAACAGUCCUUCCUUCCCUAAAUCAACCUUGUUAGUGGAUGUCUUGGAAAAUAUGAGGGUUGGUGAACUUGUGUCAUCUGUCACUGCCACUGAUUCUGAUUCAGGUGACAAUGCUGACCUGCACUAUAGUAUUACGGGGACAAACAACCACGGGACCUUUAGCAUCAGUCCCAACACCGGUAGUAUUUUUCUUGCAAAGAAACUGGACUUUGAGACUCAAUCUCUGUAUAAGCUAAAUAUAACAGCGAAAGACCAAGGAAGGCCACCGCGGUCAUCUACUAUGUCUGUGGUAAUACAUGUUAGAGAUUUCAAUGAUAAUCCUCCUAAUUUUCCUCCAGGAGACAUCUUUAAAUCGAUUGUUGAGAAUGUUCCUGUUGGUAGCUCUGUCAUUUCUGUGACUGCCCAUGAUCCGGAUGCGGAUAUUAACGGGCAGCUGACGUAUGCAAUCAUCCAGCAGAUGCCAAGGGGUAAUCACUUCCGCAUAGAUGAAGUGAAAGGGACAAUAUUUACCAAUGCUGAAAUAGAUCGGGAGUUUGCUAAUCUCUUUGAGUUAACAGUCAAAGCCAGUGAUCAGGCCGUUCCUGUGGAGACCAGGCGAUUCGCUCUGAAGAACGUGACCAUUUUGGUGACGGAUCAAAAUGACAAUGUUCCCGUGUUCGUAUCACAAAAUGCCCUUGCAGCCGACCCCUCGGUUGUGAUCGGCUCCAUCCUAACGACAAUUAUUGCUGCGGAUCCUGACGAGGGUGCCAAUGGAGAAGUGGAAUAUGAAAUAGUUAAUGGAGAUACUGAGACUUUCAUUGUGGAUCGCUACAGCGGAGAUUUAAGAGUAGCGUCAGCUUUGGUGCCUUCUCAGCUCAUAUACAAUCUCAUAGUUUCUGCCACGGAUCUUGGCCCUGAAAGGAGAAAAUCCACCACUGAAAUGACUAUAAUUCUGCAGGGGGUUGACGGGCCUGUUUUCACUCAGCCAAAAUACAUAACCAUCUUAAAAGAAGGUGAGCCCAUUGGGACAAAUGUGAUAUCUAUCGAAGCGGCGAGUCCGCGGGGCUCCGAAGCUCAGGUGGAAUAUUACAUCGUCUCCGUUCGAUGCGAAGAUAAGAGUCUUGGGCGCCUCUUCACCAUCGGGCGCCAUACUGGGGUCAUCCAGACCGCUGCCAUUUUGGACAGGGAGCAAGGAGCGCGUCUCUACUUGGUGGAUGUUUAUGCCAUUGAAAAGUCGUCGGUUUUGCCCCGCACGCAACGAGCAGAGGUAAAGGCUUAUUCAGUAAUUUUUCCCCUGUCUUUCCACUCCUGUGUAAUUCCAGAAUUAUGAUUGAACUUCUUUCGCUGCAGUCAUCAUGUCGGUAUUGGCCAUGAGAACUGGCUGGUAGAUAAUUGAACAGCUUGUCUAGUGUCUCCAGUCAUGGAAGUUCUUGCAAUCCCUGCCUGGCUAAGACCCUGAGAUGAUAGCUUUCCUCACACACUUCCAAUUUAGGUUGCUUUUCUACCUAACUCACUGAUGAGUGUGAAAAUGGUCUUGUUUCUGUUUCUGGAUGUGACAGCUGGUAAAAGCAUAACGUUUUACUUGGCAGCUUUCCUUAUCACAAAGCCAUUUGCCUUGACUGAAGGGUCUUUAAAUGUUCUCUACCUGACUAGCUUGAAAAGCAAAGGGUGGAAAACAGGUGUCAUG